This is a messenger RNA of Dendroctonus ponderosae (mountain pine beetle), 3465 nucleotides long. It is a transcript of the gene Su(dx), whose product is annotated as E3 ubiquitin-protein ligase Su(dx). The record is from RefSeq and is a predicted model, not a curated record. The transcript is spliced from 12 exons. Gene Ontology annotation, molecular function: ubiquitin protein ligase activity; protein binding. Lineage: Eukaryota; Metazoa; Arthropoda; Insecta; Coleoptera; Curculionidae. Gene Ontology annotation, biological process: ubiquitin-dependent protein catabolic process. The coding region runs from base 416 to 2974 and encodes 852 amino acids.
CAGUGCUUUGACGUAUUUGCCAAUUUGAGUGAAGUAGCUGGUGCUAAAAUGGUGGAAUGACUAAAGUAAAUUAAAAUUAUUGUUUUUCCGCGUUUCUCUCCGAGUCAUCAGUGCGGAUUUCCGAUAUUGAUAAAAUCGAAACAAUCGCCCAAUUCCAGUGAACAGGCUUCGCAAAUGGCAACCACCUAAUGAAAGACAUCCACUUCCGAUUAUCAUUUGGAGUCCAUUAUUUAGUACUUUGCAGAUAAGAUUUAAGGAACAUACUGGAGUGUGUGAUUAAGUGAAAUUCAAUCGGCAAUAAUUAGCAUGUAACGUUCGUCAGGGCCGCGUUAGUCUGUAGAAUGCAGCUUCUGGGUAAACCCAUCGAGUAGCUCAUUGGUACAAAGCACAGUUUCUAGUUUAAAGUUUCGCUGCAAUGGAGCAACUUCUUAUUCCGCCAGCCAACUCAGGGGCGGGCCUUCAUCAGAUCAGCGUUACAGUGGAUUCUGCUCACAUCCAAUCAUCAUCCUUGCUGAAACCGAGCCCCUAUGUGGAGAUAACGGUUGAUGAUGAACAGUCGCGCAAAACCGAAACGUUCAAAAAUACCACCCAACCGAAAUGGAACGAAACAUUCAAUCUGCUUGUCAACAUCCACUCCAAAGUGCAUUUCGCUGUUCUAGACAAAAACAACUUUCGCAAAGACACCGUAGUGGGAGAAAAGACGGUGGAUUUGCAACAUUUGCUGCUUCAUUCAGAGGGCCGGGACCGUUUAGACGUAACAUUGGACCUAAUGAACAACAAGCAAUCGGACUCUCCGGUAAAAGUGGGCGAGUUGAUGUGCUUAUUCACGGGAAUGCACAUCGAGCUGCCGUCGGCCAAUAGCAGAAAGCGGGAAGUCCUGGCAAAGCGCUCCAGCUCCAAUUCCAUAACAACAGCUCAAGCAAACUCUGAGGCUCACUCCCACACGGUACUUAAUGGGAUUCGGAUCAAGCCCAAACCGCAGGACAUUGAAAACGCCGCCCCAACAACGUCGAACUGUUCGGAACGGCCGAGUCGACCCACUCGGCCCCCACCCGCACCCCCAACACCACAAACGCCCCCAAUAGCCCCAGCCAGCCCUUUACAGGGCUCACCUAGCAGCAAUAACAUCGCAAACGGAAAUAUUGGACCGCCCGCUUCCGUGCCUUUGGAGUCCCUCGCUCAACAGGACGAGCAAAGGCCGGAGGAGCCUUUGCCACCUGGUUGGGAAAUGAGGUUCGAUACAUACGGCAGACGAUACUAUGUGGAUCACACUACAAGGUCGACGUCCUGGGAGAGGCCGCAACCAUUGCCCCAAGGGUGGGAAUUGAGGCGAGAUCCCCGUGGGAGAGUUUAUUAUGUCGACCAUAACACCAGGACGACGACGUGGCAACGCCCCAACCUGGAGAGGCUGCAGCAUUUCCAGCAGUGGCAGGGCCAGAGGCAGAACGUGGUUCAACAAGGCAACCAGCGCUUCCUAUACCCGCAAUAUCAGGCCGGCCCUGCGCCCGGGCCUUCCGCAGCCUCAACAGCUGUUGAGGAGGACGACGGCCUGGGGCCUUUGCCGUCUGGAUGGGAGAGGCGAGUGCAGCCGGAAGGGCGCGUCUACUUCGUCAAUCACAAGAAUCGAACUACCCAAUGGGAGGACCCACGGACGCAAGGCCAGGAAAUUGGGGAGAUCGACGAACUGCCACUACCACCUGGUUGGGAAAUUCGCUACACUGAUGACACCAAGAGAUACUUUGUGGAUCACAACUCCAAGAGCACAACCUUUGAUGAUCCGAGACCAGGAGCGCCGAAAGGCCCCAAAGGGGCUUACGGAGUCCCCCGAGCUUAUGAGCGCUCGUUCAAGUGGAAAAUUAGUCAGUUCAGGUUUUUGUGCCAAAGCAACGCGCUACCCAGUCACAUCAAAAUUCAAGUGUCCCGACAGACGCUCUUUGAAGAUUCGUUCCAUACGAUAAUGAGACUGCCCGCCUACGAACUGAGGCGACGACUCUACAUCAUGUUCAAAGGAGAGGAGGGUUUGGAUUAUGGAGGCGUUAGCAGGGAAUGGUUCUUCUUGGUGUCGCACGAGGCGCUCAACCCCAUGUAUUGUCUGUUCGAGUACGCGAACAAAAACAACUACAGUUUGCAGAUCAAUCCGGCUUCAUACGUGAACCCUGAGCACUUGACGUACUUCAAGUUCAUCGGACGCUUUAUAGCCAUGGCUCUGUACCACGGCCGGUUUAUCUACUCAGGCUUCACUAUGCCCUUUUACAAGCGAAUGCUCGGGAAGAAACUGAUCAUGAAAGACAUCGAGAGCAUCGAUCCGGAGUUCUACAACUCCCUGGUCUGGAUCAAGGAGAACAACAUUGACGAGUUUGGGCUCGAGUUGUACUUUAGCGUGGACUUUGAGGUGUUGGGGCAAGUGGUGCAUCAUGAACUGCAGAAAAACGGGGACGCGGAACGCGUCACCGAAGAGAACAAGGAGGAGUAUUUGACCUUAAUGACCAACUGGCGUAUGACCAGAGGCAUUGAGCAACAAACGCAGGCUUUUCUCGACGGGUUCAACGAAGUGGUGCCCAUCGAAUGGCUGAAAUACUUCGACGAGAGGGAGCUGGAACUUUUGCUUUGCGGUAUGCAGGAAAUCGACGUGGAAGAUUGGCAAAGACACACGAUUUACCGGCACUACACCAGAAACAGCAAACCAGUCACGUGGUUUUGGCAAUUCGUCAAGCAGUCCGACAAUGAAAAACGAGCAAGACUUCUUCAGUUUGUGACGGGAACGUGCCGUGUUCCGGUUGGAGGAUUUGCCGAAUUGAUGGGCUCCAACGGCCCACAACGGUUUUGCAUUGAAAAAGUGGGCAAAGACUCGUGGUUGCCCCGAUCGCACACUUGCUUUAACAGGUUAGACUUGCCACCGUACAAAAGCUACGACCAAUUAGUAGAAAAGCUCACCUACGCUAUCGAGGAAACCGAUACAUUCGGCCAAGAGUAAAAAAUGGGUUGGCGCUUAUGUUCUGUACCUGAAUAUUAACUAAAAAAAUGCUUGCUGACACACUUAAUUUUGGAUUUGAUAAAUAGUGGGAGUCAACGUGGCCUCAGAUUCGAUUUGUCGCUUUAGGACUACGUCCUAAUUUUAAGCUUUGAGAGCAGCCUUUUUAGGCAAAUUCAGGUAUUUGCAAACUAAUCUCUUUAAAUCUGGUGAAAUUGCUUGUAAAUAUUUGAAAAUUUGGCAGUCUACAGGAAUUAAAUGUAUUGUAUUAUAUAAAUAUUAUUAUUGUUCGUCGAUGUUAACAGUAAAUUAUAUUCACAUUCCAAACCUAUAUUUACAAGGCCUAUAUUAAAACCAAAGUUGUCAACCUGGUAGAUUGAAAAAUUUGUUUUAUAAAUAAACUAUUAUCACUAGAUGUGUGUAGAAAUGUAAAUAGUGACUCUAGAAGUAUUAUAUAUGUAAAUAUAAGCUCUGUAAAUAAAAAUUAAAUAAUA